Messenger RNA from Zophobas morio, 633 nucleotides. RefSeq lists its product as uncharacterized. The coding region runs from base 99 to 551 and encodes 150 amino acids. NCBI's taxonomy places the organism in Eukaryota, Metazoa, Arthropoda, Insecta, Coleoptera, Tenebrionidae. The record is from RefSeq and is a predicted model, not a curated record. The transcript has 4 exons.
GGGACAAGAUAAUGGAAAACUUUAAAAGCAACCUAUUCCAACUCUAAGCAUCAGUUGUCUCUCCUCAUCGUCAUCACUGUUACUACUUCUUUGUCAAUAUGGAAAAAAGGCCUCUCUAUCACUGGGUUGAUUCCUCCACCACUGAUGGAAAGCUUCCUACCACGGCGUUCCAAAUGGGUGUCGAUCACCACGGCCAUGCUAUUUACGUAGGAAGAACACACUUUGACAAUGAAUUGACUCCAGUCCACGUCGUUCCAGGCCACAAAAAAGCCUAUGUGGCUUACCAGGGCAAAGAACAUCCCGUGGAGAAAUAUCAACUUUUGUGCAUGAACUUUUUCAAAUGGGUGCCAGACCAUGACGGCAAAGUACCCGAAGGAGCGGUAGAAGCUGGUAAAAAUAAGGACAAUUCGCCGUUGUAUGUAGGAAGAGUGUUCCACGAAGGGUCCUGGAUUAUCGGAAAGAUACAUCCGCAGUUUAAAGUUUGCUGCUAUCCUCACGACGGUAAAGAACUGACGACGAAGUCUUACGAGGCCCUGGUCUGUGUGGUAUGAAUAUGGGAAUUAUAUAGUGGUUUAUGUAGCUGAUAUACGCAAGUGUCAAUAUUUUUUACACAAAUAAAUAAUUUCAAAAAUA